Meloidogyne enterolobii is the source of this 291-nucleotide messenger RNA. The record is from the annotation of a GenBank genome assembly. NCBI's taxonomy places the organism in Eukaryota, Metazoa, Nematoda, Chromadorea, Rhabditida, Meloidogynidae.
AUGUAUAGAGGUCAAGGUCAUGUAUCCGAUCACUAUAUUGCGCCUGGUGGGUUAUCAAUGGCUCGAAGAGAUACAAUAAUGAAUUCAAGCAUUAAAUUGCCUAGUAAUUUUAUUUCUGACGGGACAUUGUGUGGACCUUGCAAUAUGGAAUUCGCCCCAGAGCAAAAUAUUAUUAUUUUACAAUGUAAUCAUAAAAUCCAUCGCAAAUGUUUUUGGAAUUUAUCACGAAAUUUUAAUUUUUGUCCGUUAUGUCGUCAAGAGAUGGGGCCUAGGACUGAAAAUAACGAAUAG